AUGUGGCAGAAAUUCAGUAGGCCACGAACGGUCCGACAAGGUAGACGUGAACUCUCUGGCGCGACAUCUGGACGUGAAUCUCCUAUGGACAUUCCUGCUGGGGCGGACGCGUACUAAGUUCGCCUAGAACAUUGCCGUUGCAUAAGAAUAAAACGGCAAGUGCUAGAUCUAACAGAAUCGAUUCUAAUGCGUGAAAAUAACGAACCGGAAAUGAAUCGCAAGUGAUAUUUUGCAGACUGGUGGUAAAAUAUUGUCGAUCUUGUGAGAAAGUUUUCCUACAACGACUGGACAGGUCGUUGAGGCCUCCAUUUUCAUCUGAACCCAAUUUGGGAGGUUUCACGCCGCUGGGAAGAUAAAGUGCCGUAUCUGGUUGCACCCUAAGUGGUAGCAAUUCAAAAACCGACUUGCGUUGUGAACAAAGCAGUGGGAGAAAUACCGACACAAUAAGUACCCAACUGUGUCCCGUCAUAAGAGGUGAUAAAUCAUUAAAAGUUGAAAUCAAGUCUUUUGUGUUAAAUUCGGCGCCCUCUUUCUCUCGGUUGGCGAACAAAAGAGUCGCGAAACAAGGCGCGGUGAAAUUUGCAAAACCUGAGUGAUUGAGAAGUUUGCAGGAAAAAAAUAAGGAAAGACAAGAAGAAGUAAGCAAUUAGUGACAUCUCCCUGUGUCUUUUUUUGUGUGAUCAUUCCUGGCGAAAAGUGAGAGUAAAAGUGACAACUCAAAACGACAAUCGCACAUUCAGAGGAAAGUUGAACCACCCCUGGAGCGGAGUGACCGGAACCAUUAUCGCCUGUGACAUAAGGAAAGAAAUUCGAGUCUCGACCAGUUGGAUUAUCUUUUGUGUUGCGAAGGGAGUGUCGUCAAGUGGUGCGUGGAGUUAGUUGCAAUUACGGUAGACCAAGCAAAAAAAGAAAAAUAGAUAGUGCAGACCGAGUGUAGGAAGUAGCCAUUAACCAGACCAACCGACGAACGGAAGACUUUCCUGUGGACUAACGACAAGACGGAUUGCAGGAUGAAGCUGUUCAUUGUGCUGAUAGCCGUGUUGGCAUUGUAUCAACGCGUUGAGGCGCAAAAUGCAACUUCAAAAGCGACAGACGCAGACAGCAGUGCUUCCGACAAAAAGGAAAAAGUCACCGAAGAGAAGACAAAAGAGACCACCAACCCAGAUGCUCGCGGAAAGCGAAACUUGGAGUUGGGGAACCAUGGCUACAACUACUACCAGACUGUUCCAUUUCGAGCGGAUCGUCGAAUCUCGAAUGCCUACCAAGACUCCCGUCCACCCUACUAUCAUCCCAAUAACUAUGUCCAUCAUCCACAAUCGCUAGUCGGUCCUCCGCCGUCCCACCAAUAUCACGGUAAACCUCCUCCUUAUGCGGUCCAGAUGGAACCGCUCUUGAAGCACUCCGAACACGAUCCUCUUUAUCCUUCUCAUGUUCAUCCCACAGGUUUCGAGAGUGACAUCUCCAACUCCGUUCACAAUUAUCAGCCGUCGGGACCACAUCACCAUCAACCAGUCUACUUAGAAGCUCCAGAGCCGAUCAUUGAAAUUAUCAUCAAGGAGAGCAACGAAUCGGCCCCUUACGAACCUCAGCCAGUUUACCCUUCUCAGAAAAAGAAGAAGGAAGAAGUGCAAGUAUUCUACGUGAAGUAUCAUAAAGACGACAAGCAUGGAAUCGUGCUGGAUUCCCCGGUUCCUGCUUUGAAGCCAUUGCCUGACGAGAGCGAAGAAGAAGGUGACGCAAGUUCACUGCACGAUCAGCCUAUUAUAGUUACACCAAGCCCACCAUUGAAGACGACUACCCUGAGAGCCAUCAUAAAUCCAGAUUCAGAGAAAUAUCACAGCAACAGUGGCAUCCGUAUCUCAUUUGGCAUUGAGGACAAGCAUCAGGCUGGACAUCAGAUUUCAGAAACUGAGAGUGAAAGUGUUGCUCAACCAGUCGUUGCUCUUCCCCAAGGUCAUGCCUUGCCCCAACCACAAGCACUGACGCAACCGCAGCAUCAAACUGUUCAUCAACAAGCCCACCUGCAACAGGCACCGCAACCUUACCAUCAGCACCUUUCUAGUCAACAUAAGGCUGAUCAGUUCUAUCAACAGCAUCAGCAAUUCGUCCAACAGAGGUCCUUCCCAACUGCUGCUCCAUUUUCUGGCCAACCCCAAUACCAUCAACAAUCUUCUCAGCUUCAUCAAAAUUUUGUACAGAGCUUCGGUCCCUCGAGCCCUGCCCCUCAAUUCCGUCCUCAACCACAAUAUCAAUUCCAGCAGUUUCCACCCCAAUCUCACCGAUUCCAAAGCUUUGAUCAGGGUAGAAAUUACGUUCAACACCAACCUCAACCGCAAUUUAGGGGUUCAAUUUCUCAACCUCAGCAAUACGUACAGCCACCUCGUCAGCAAGUACAUUUCAGCGCCCCAGUUGUGCCACAGCCUCAGCAGCAACCUCAGCCUCAACCUCAGCCGCAACCUCAGCCACAACCCCAGCCACAUUUUUUCCCACAGCCUCAGCAGCUUCGUCAUCCUCAGCCUCAAGACUUCCAACAACAGCCCGCUCAACCCAAACCCAUUCCAAUCCCACUGCACAACAUCAAUAACCAACCUCCGCUAAGGCACCAAUACACUCAAGCUCCUCAGCAAAAUCAAUUCAAUCAACCUUUCAACAAUUUCCACAAGCAUCAACAAACUCUUCAACCACCCAAGCCUCCCCAUCACAACCUACCUCCUCCUCCUCCUCCUGCACCACAAUCUCCACCUCAACCACCACAACAAACUCGAUUCCAAGAAAACAAUCGCCCAGCAUAUCGCGGAAACUUUGUGGAAAUUCCACGGCCCGUCCAAGGAGGACUCGUCCAACAAGCUGCUCCAAAUCUUGGCCCCACUCGGACGCCUGACUACCAAGCUUCCAGCUCCGAUCACCAAAACAACCUUCGUAACAUUCUGCCCGCUGGAGGCGAGCUUGUCCAAAGUGUGCCCAAAUAUGAAUCCCACAUCACCGAACACAUCAAACCCGACGGACGGAAACAAAGCUUCUUGUCCACUGACACAUACAACAUCCAACCUUCCCAAGAACUGAUCAGUCACUCAGUAGCCCCACAAUUGGAAAACACCCUUCCGAAGAACUAUGCACAAUCUAGUUCAGCUCCUCCACUUCCAACUCCUCAGCAGUACAUCAGCAAACCCCUCCCAACGCCUCAGAUCAUCCCGAACUCCGAACCAAUCAACCAAAGUCUUCGGGUGGCCAAUCAGGUCACACAACUCAUCAACGUCUCUCCUCGUAGCAACUUCCAAUCGCAGCAAUCUCAACCACAACCUCAGCCUCAACCGCAACGGCAUCAACCCGCCCAGCAAACGAACUUCGUUUGGAACGGAGGUCCCACCUUCUCAUCGUCCCCCAAACCCCAACAACAAUACCAGCCACAAUCCCAGCCCACAUUUGGCACUCGCUCAUCUGCUACCUAUUCCAAAACGACUCCACUCCUUCCCACAACCACCACUACCCAGCGCCCCACGACCACCACCCCAGCAUCCGCAGUUAGCUCAGAAAAGAAGCAGAAAGCCAUCCUAGACCUUCCCGACGAAGUCCCUGAUGACAUCCGUCAACAUUUGCUCUCGUCCGGCAUUCUCGACAAUGCCGAUAUCAGCGUCCUGGACUACGAUAAGCUUGGAGAGACUGCCUUGGAAAACCUACCGCCAGAGCAUUUGGCCAACUUCUUCAGCUCGGGAGGUGCAUCGCAGCUGGCCGGUUCCAGCAAUGUGGUCUCCGUCGUUAAGCCAAACGGCGAAAAGGUAGCCGAAAAGUUUAUCUCCAAAAAUUACGACACCAAGGACAAGCGCAGUAAAUCAAACUACGAAGAGCAACUGUCAGCUACGAUGCCGGAGAAGCAGAACGUUGACUUGAAGGUCGUACGAUUCGACUCGUCCAGCCAGAAGAACGUCACCGAUCGGUACAUCAAACAGGACUCGACCAUUUUGCCAUCGGUUGACAUCACUGCUGGAGCAGCGAAUCCCGAGCAGAACGAACAAGCCUACAACCGGUACCUGCCGUUGAAAAUUAACGGAGCCCAAUUCCCGAUUCCGGAUGCGGUCGAACUGCGGGGUCGACGUAUCUCCAGUGUGGUCGUACUGGCCCCGGUGGACAACAUCAUGCCGAAUCGGAACUUCGUGAUCAACGCCGAGGCGGAGCAGUCGUCGUCUUUUGCCUCCAACGAGGAAGAAUCCGAACAGUCACGAUUCGAGCGGGAUACGCUACUGGACUCGCAGAAAAUCAAAUUCAUUGCCGGCGAAGCGUUGAAGCAGCUGAUCAAGAAACCAUCGACGGAGAACUUCAAGCGGUGGUUGGAGCGCGAGGGCAAAACCGAUGUCGACCUGCAGAGCGUUGUUCUUCUUGUUACUCGCAACGAGAACGACGUCCAGGAAAUCUUCAUGUACGACAUCGCCACCAAGGGUGUCACACAUCUGAACGGUGAACUGUCGCAGGCCUUCGUCAAGGUAGCCGAAGAAAACGCCCAAACGCAAAACCUGGAAGAGCUGCCCGUCGUCGACAGUGGAAUUGUGGAGCAGAUGGAAGCCUCCGAGAAGGACCUACGGGGUGGGGAGGAAUCAUCCUACGAAGACCAGGACGUUGACCAGGAGGCCGAGUCGGACGAACAGGCGGACGCUUCGGAGCAUAAGCCCAUCUACGUGUAUCCGAUCAACAGCAAGCACCGAAGAAUACAGAUCAACUCCGGGUACAGCAGUAUCAAGAACUAGGCGGCCCAACACGUGCCAAAUGAGAUUGUUGAUGCGUGGAAGCGUUGGAUAACAUGGAUGCGUGAGAGAGUGAAUGCGAGAGCCAAACAAACUUUAUAAAUAGUUCAAAUUUCUUCUUCUUUAGAGCUAAUCGCUAGCAAGUAGAGAGAAACAAGUUGCAUAAUACCGCUGACCGUUGAAUGCUAGAGCGUAUGAAAGCUGUUUAGGAUAUUGUAGUAUUUUUCAAAAACACAUGAAAUACAAUCAAUGAUUUCGACACCGCUAGAAGAAGUUGCAACCGCAGAAAACAUCUUUGCUUGAAGUGAGCAAAUUGUUUUUUUUUCUGUUGGUUAGCACAUCUAUUGUAAAUAGUGCCUAUGAUAAGAUACAGGUUUUCCUUGAGGGAAGCCAAACAGUUCGAAAGUUGCCACACAUAGAAAAUUAGACAAAUAGAGCCCUUAUCUGGGAACCCGGGUAUUUUGCCCAAUAAAGUGUAUGGCUAGGACGUAGUUUUACUCUUUGUUAAGCCUCAAUCACCAUAGAAGCAAUAGAAGGAGAGUUUCAAACUCGAGCUGUUAGCUAGGGACCGCAAAAUGACAUUGACAGUCAGUAGGAUUAGUGAAGUUUUCUUUUGGUCAACAAAGAAAAAGCUCAGCUGUAAAGUUACAAAUUUCGGGAAUGAAAUCAAAAUUGUUAUGAGUGAGAGAACGUAUUUAAUUAAAUUAUGGCAUGUUUUGUAAAAAGUACUAACACAAAUAUCUACAGGAAUUCCAUAUUUCAUUCUAGGAAAGAACUUCAAAUUGAAUUCGGUUACCACAGUAUUCCAUUAAGGUUUCAAGCUGUUCAAACUUGCUUGCAAUGAUGCUACACGAGAUACAAAAUGACACAUAUACUCUAAGCUCUUUACCAAGAUGCCCUGUAACUGCUGAAACUAUUCUUAAUAAAUAUAUGAAUACAAA
Molecule: messenger RNA, 5677 nt
Organism: Armigeres subalbatus
Lineage: Eukaryota; Metazoa; Arthropoda; Insecta; Diptera; Culicidae
Product: bromodomain-containing protein 4-like
Exons: 3
Coding region: 1011-4739 (1242 amino acids)
Source: RefSeq, a predicted model, not a curated record